GUCCAAACUAUACACCUCAGAGCUCAGGCUGAGAACACAUGCGAAUUGUUUGGCGCCCUCAAUUCCACGCCACGAAUCCCUUUCCCUCCGAAACGUAAACCUAAACAAUUGUUCCGCCGCUACGAAUGUUGAUUCCGAAGGAAACGUUUCUCCAAUGUCACCAACACAAUCCAAUUCCGAUACGCAAUUGAGUAUUGGAGAACGGGCUUUUUCCGCCGCCGGCGCCGCUGUUCUCUCUGCCAUCAUCGUUAAUCCCCUCGAUGUCGCCAAGACAAGACUUCAAGCACAGGCUGCCGGUGUUCCCUACCAUGGUAUUUGUUCGAUUCAAACAAACACGAUGCUACGAUGUCCUGGUUUGCAUGCAGUUUCUGGGUCUGACCCAGCACCGCCAUGUCCUUCGGAAUGUAACCGCUAUAAAGGGGCGCUAGAUGUCCUCUACAAAGUUAUACGUCAGGAAGGCUUUGUAAGAUUGUGGAGAGGCACUAAUGCAAGUUUAGCAUUGGCUGUGCCAACCGUUGGAAUCUACAUGCCUUGUUAUGAUAUUUUCCGCAACAUGAUGGAGGAGUUUACAACUCGGAAUGCUCCAAAUUUAACACCUUACGUUCCAUUAGUUGCGGGAUCAACUGCACGUUCCUUGGCUUGCAUUUCUUGUUAUCCUGUAGAACUUGCAAGGACUCGCAUGCAGGCAUUUAGAGAAACCCAAAGUGGCAAGCCUCCAGGGGUGUGGAAGACAUUGCUUGGAGUCAUCCACCCAGUCAAGGGCACCAGUAUUCUUCAAAGCUUACAUAAAUACCGCCUCUGGUGGACUGGCCUUGGAGCACAGCUUUCUCGGGAUGUUCCAUUCUCUGCAAUUUGCUGGUCAACCCUUGAGCCAGUUAGGAAAAGCAUUCUUGGCAUGGUGGGUGAUGGAGCAAGCGCAGCUACUGUUCUGGGGGCAAAUUUUUCUGCUGGUUUUGUUGCAGGAACUUUAGCAUCUGCUGCCACAUGUCCACUGGAUGUGGCAAAAACUCGACGACAAAUAGAGAAGGAUCCCGAAAGAGCAUUAAAAAUGACAACAAGAACAACAUUAAUUGAGAUUUGGAGGGAUGGAGGAUUAAGAGGACUAUUUACAGGUGUUGGUCCCCGUGUAGGGCGUGCAGGUCCAUCAGUUGGGAUAGUUGUCUCCUUUUAUGAAGUUGUCAAGUAUGCUUUACAUCGCAGGCAUCCAACUUCAUCAUAAAAGAUACUUGAAUUUAACAUCCAGCCCUGUUAUCUGGAGGCUUUUUAAUUCCACUUGUAAAGAUAGAUUAGUGAUGAAUUUCAUCAAUGCCACAUGUCUCGGCCCUAAAAGAACCGUGUUCUUAACGUCGCAAGAAAUCAGAGCUCAAAGAAGCAACAAAACACUCUGCUGUGGGCACCUACUAAUUAGUAACAAUCCAAUAAUUGUCCAUUUGGAUACGUGUUGUCCAUUUUUCUUCAUUGCAUUUGAAACAUUAUGAGAAAAGUUAAUAAGUGCCACCAAACGAAUUGAGACAGAGUCGGCCCUCACCAGCAAGAUAAUAGGCUUGCGCAGAGAAAAUAGUUUUUUUUUAAUACGAAUUUACACAAUUCUUGUAUUUUAUUAUUUAUUAUAAACCCAAUUCAUUAAAUUAUAUAGGCUACGAACUCUUUGUGAAUAUUAUGGAUGAUCCAUGUUCUUAAGAAUGAAAUACAAGAAAAUUGUUGUGGGGUC
This is a messenger RNA of Abrus precatorius (Indian licorice), 1711 nucleotides long. Its product is annotated as mitochondrial carrier protein MTM1. The coding region runs from base 155 to 1219 and encodes 354 amino acids. The transcript has 10 exons. Gene Ontology annotation, biological process: mitochondrial transmembrane transport. Lineage: Eukaryota; Viridiplantae; Streptophyta; Magnoliopsida; Fabales; Fabaceae. The record is from RefSeq and is a predicted model, not a curated record.